AGUACCACAACAAAGUCGCAAAUUCGUCAUUAUCGUGUGCACCGUUCACAAAAAAUGGUUAAAUCACUGCUUCUUCUGAGUUUUUUGUGUUUAUCGAGCUUCCUCGGCACUGCGACAUGUCUCCAAAUGUCGAAUGCAUUGCCGAAUGGCGCAACAGAACAAACUCGUUAUCGUCGUAGUCCCGUAGAAAAUUCCAGUCCGACACCAGAUUCGUCACCACCAAGUGGUGCGAGUAACAGCGAAAAAACAAAUGUCGUGCAGAACGAACAAAAAUUGUUGGGCGUCAAUGGCACGGGACAGCGUAAAGAUUACGGGAUCUCGUCGACAUCGUCGCCCGUUUUGGCAGCGACAAUUUCAACCCCGCCCUUGAAUUACAAAAAUCCGUAUAUGGGGGACGAUGGCGCCUUUACGCUCGACAUUGACGAGCCCGAAGAAGCGAUUGACGCGGACAUCGCCAAACACAACCAAACCAAAAAGGAGGAUUAUCACGUUUAUUACAACAGUUCCGUAACGAAUGACAAGGAAUUGAUCAAAAAGCAUCGCGCCGAACUGGGAAACAUGACGAUAAGUAACAUGUUGUCGCAUUCGUACCGGAGAGCGAUGACGAUCAAACUAAGCUUCGAUUUUCCGUUUUACGGUCAUAAAGUGCGAAAUAUCACUGUGGCGACGGGAGGUUUUCUGUAUACCGGCGAACAUGUACACUCAUGGCUGGCUGCAACGCAGUACAUUGCCCCGCUAAUGGCAAAUUUCGACACGUCUAAGUCGAAUAACUCUUUUGUCAAGUACAGCGAUAACGGUACCGCUUUCACGGUUCUGUGGGAAAACGUCAAUUUGCAAGACACGGAGAAAAACGGCACUUUUACGUUCAGUGCGACACUGUACAAAAACGGCGACAUCACUUUCGCUUAUUAUUCCGUGCCAGUGAGCGUCGAGGCAAUUACGAGUGACAAGCAUCCCGUAAAAGUGGGGCUUUCCGACGCCUACAUCAUCGAUCGCACGAUUUUCUUUGCGCGUCGCAAAACCAUCUACGAGUACCAUCGCAUCAACUUCGAAGGCAUGCACAUCGAAAAUGGCACGUUGAUUUAUUUGCAGGCGCUCGACACGUGUCUCAACUACACGGAUUGCCAAACGUGCGUAAAUGCCUUUCCCGACAUGAAUUGCAUGUGGUGCCCCACGAUGAACCGCUGUUCCACGGGCACCGAUCGCCGACGACAAGAAUGGUUGCAUAAGGGCUGCGAAACAAGCAAAAUUACGCAAGCUGGCACCUGUCCAAAGAUCGGCGAGAAGGGUAACGACUACAAGAAUCACGUGGAAGACGGAGAUUUGACAUCGCCAGUUGUCGUUGCGUCAUCCACCGCCUCGAGUGUCGACAAAAAAUCAGCUGUCACAUCGUCGUCGGCAUCGCGGAUCAACAACAAAGCCCUCAAUCUCGACGAUCACGAUCGGGAUGCGCUGAAAAAUAACGAACACGCCGAGAACGAGCAUCACGAAGCACACGCGAAAAAUGUCAAAGCCACGCUGGGCUUCCUCAUACCGCUUGGACUGAUUCUCACGGCGGCUCUUUGGGCCUUUUACGCCUACCGGAAUCCACACAGCAAAAGCGGGCAAUUUUUGAUACAAUACCGACCUAGUCAGUGGGGAUGGCGACGCGGCGAAGCACAUUACACCGCAGCUGUUCAACAGUAAGCUCACCAAUCGGGCCUUUUAUCACACACACACAAAAAAAAAAAACACAGGCAGCUGAACUUGUAAAUUACUAGAAUAGAUGAAAAAAAAUUUUAGACAUAAAAAUAAUUCUUCGCUCGAGCUACCUAAAAAAAGUGCACAAUUUUAUAUAUAAAUAUUUGUUAUUUUAAAAUGUUUCAAUUUAAAAAAAAAUUAGAAAAUUUUAUUUUAUUGUUACUACUACUCGUCUGAUCGUCAAUCAUCACUCAUAUAUGUAAAGAGAAAAAAAAACAAUACUUAACCUUUUAUUUAACUCCAAUCACCCAAAAUUCAAUUAAAAUUUUUAUUAGUGUGGCACAGGAACAUCUUAAAUACGUAGUACAUUAACUCCUCAUUCCAACGAAAUUUUAUACUUAAAAACUAAAUUUAAAUCUAAGCUCAUUAAUAAAAAAAAAUCCUCAUUUUAAUCCAAAAAAAACCAAAAAAAAAAAUAUCAAAUUUUAUUUUAUUUUAAUUUUUUUUUUUUGUAUAAAUCAAUAAAAGACUUUGCAAUAAAUUCUCUUAUUUUUAUCUACUAUUAAAUAGUUUAGAUUUUAGUUAAAAAAA
Culicoides brevitarsis is the source of this 2271-nucleotide messenger RNA. Its product is annotated as plexin domain-containing protein 2. NCBI's taxonomy places the organism in Eukaryota, Metazoa, Arthropoda, Insecta, Diptera, Ceratopogonidae. The coding region runs from base 55 to 1686 and encodes 543 amino acids. The record is from RefSeq and is a predicted model, not a curated record. The transcript has a single exon.